CAUAGUUGGCAUAUUGCUUUUGCGACCAACAAGAUUCUGGCUCAUCUGGGUUUCACAGUUCCAUAAGUUUGUUUUUGACAGAUUUGUUGAAGACUGUGCAAUAGAAUUGUCGUAAAGCAACGUAAAGAAUGCCUGGCCCAGUUGAGCAUCGUUCAGCCAGUGGCUUAAUCAGUCUUAUACAAAAAUGGUUACGUGGGUCAAGUUACAAAACUACCUUGCGUUUUGCGGACGAAAUUGCUGCACGCACACAACCUCCCCCAAACCUACCCUUGGGUCCUUAUCACAAGACAUCAAAGAUUUAUUACUAUACUAGAGAUGCCAGGCGUGAAGUGGGUCCUUCAACAAUAAUUUCUACCAGUCGACAAAUUGGCUCACCAAGUCAAGUAUCAACCCAAAUUAAACUUAUUACACCGGGUAAAGUUCUGCACUUGGAAUAAAUCAUUUGUAAACUAUAGUUGGAAUAGAAUGUGAGCCUAUAAUUAGGAUCCACCCCAACCCACGUACAGUUUUCAGAAACUAAAGACUAUUUGUCACAUGACGCAGAAGUAAUACUCAUGAGGUAUAUGAGGCUACAUUGGGCUACAUUUUAUCAAUUGACGAGACCAUCAAACCUGUGGUCUAUCAGUCUGGCAAUGUAACGUUGGCCUGGAAACAUUAUUGUACAUAUUUAGUUUGGUAGCCAACCAUUAUAAAUAUUGAAUAAGGCAUGUUUAAAGUAUAUAUGCCUUUUUUAUUUUCAUUUUGAUAUAUGUACACAUUUAUGAGACCAGUAAUUCAAUAAAUUAUACACAUACCUAUAACUAGUUCACAAAUAUCAAGGAACGUAAACCAAAACGCAAACAUGUACAAUAUGAGGUUUUUUUGACAUGGACAAGUUGCCACUAAAUGUAAUCAUAGAUGUCUGCGAUGAACGCGUCAUUAUUGGAGGUCUCGGAUAAAAGUGAAUUAGGAGGUAUUUAGUUCUGUACAUAAUCCUAACAACAUUAACUACGAAAUUAAAUUUCCAAAUGAAAAGACAACAAAUUUACAUAAAUGAGAUGCCAGCGCAAGUUACGAUGUAAUACGUAUAAAGUAUUUUCGUAAUGUAAUACAUAACAAUUUUUAAUUACCUAUAUGGAUUAAUAAAUAUAAUAGUGGAAUGUA
Messenger RNA from Athalia rosae (coleseed sawfly), 1143 nucleotides. RefSeq names its product NADH dehydrogenase [ubiquinone] 1 alpha subcomplex subunit 7-like. NCBI's taxonomy places the organism in Eukaryota, Metazoa, Arthropoda, Insecta, Hymenoptera, Athaliidae. Bases 129 to 437 code for a protein of 102 amino acids. Gene Ontology annotation, cellular component: mitochondrial inner membrane. The record is from RefSeq and is a predicted model, not a curated record. The transcript is spliced from 4 exons. Gene Ontology annotation, biological process: mitochondrial electron transport, NADH to ubiquinone; ATP synthesis coupled electron transport.